This is a messenger RNA of Uranotaenia lowii, 762 nucleotides long. RefSeq names its product biogenesis of lysosome-related organelles complex 1 subunit 3 (gene Blos3). The record is from RefSeq and is a predicted model, not a curated record. The transcript is spliced from 4 exons. The coding region runs from base 127 to 537 and encodes 136 amino acids. Lineage: Eukaryota; Metazoa; Arthropoda; Insecta; Diptera; Culicidae. Gene Ontology annotation, cellular component: BLOC-1 complex.
UUUUGGUAUUUUGUUUGUUUACUGCGGUUGUAUUUAGUUUGCCAAAAAAUCUGCACUUGGAAAAAGCGGAAAAAGUCUAUUGUUUAUCAUCCCGUUUCUAUAUUAUAGGUCAGGUUUUGUGAAUCAAUGGAUUCUAAAACUUUGCAUAUUAUACAAGGAGAAGCAUCCGAAACUGACGAAGAGCUAGAAAUCAAUGACUCCAAUGUCAUAAAAAUUGAGAGCGGCCCAGAUGCUCCGCCACCGAUCAGUAUUCAGAGAAAAUUGUCUGUUGAAGCUCUUGAUACGUCGCCUUGCUGUUUUGAGGAGGAUAUGCAUCUGUCAGAGCUGAAGAACAUGAUAAUUCCAAACAAUCACGCGAUCGCACAACUUCCUGAGCGGACUAGAUUACGGAAAUACUACUAUAUUUCACAAGGUUUUCAGUCGCUCAGUCUAGAAACGCCGGGAACGAUCUACGUGGGACACAAUUUCAAUAAUCGCAAGAACUACAAUGAAUUUGAUGUGCUACUUACACCUUAUCGUGAACAAAUUGUAAUAUAAUUAUAAAGGAAUAGAAAAUAAAACUUGAAAUUUCACUCAACCGACUUUCGACUUGGUAAGGAUGACGAAGGAACUUUUUCAAAUCAGGUUAUUUUCUGCUCAUCAAUCUAUCUCCUUCUUGUUGACGUUUCACUAUCAUCGUGACAACAGUGUGCGGCGAGUUAGCCCCUAUGGGCCAGUCGAAGUCGCGGCAACAUUCCCCCUUCCGUAAGGCGAGUCUGCUUC